Molecule: messenger RNA, 1368 nt
Organism: Helianthus annuus (common sunflower)
Lineage: Eukaryota; Viridiplantae; Streptophyta; Magnoliopsida; Asterales; Asteraceae
Product: peptidyl-prolyl cis-trans isomerase CYP63
Exons: 11
Coding region: 1-1368 (455 amino acids)
Biological process (GO): protein peptidyl-prolyl isomerization
Molecular function (GO): peptidyl-prolyl cis-trans isomerase activity
Source: RefSeq, a predicted model, not a curated record
AUGAGUAACAAGAAAAACCCUUGUGUGUUCUUGGAUUUGUCAUUGGAUGGAAUUGCUGCUAAAAGAAUAGUGAUCGAGCUUUUUGCUGAUGAAGUUCCUAAAACUGCUGAGAAUUUUCGACUACUCUGCGCAGGUCAAAUGGUGGUGGAAGGAAGUACCACAUUGCACUACAAAGGAACUGAAUUCUCUCGUAUCCAUAUGGGCGCCUUCGCUCAAGGAGGUGUUUUCUCAAACCAAAACCAAAACGGCACCAGCAUCCACGAAAGACGACUUUAUGCAGAUGCGAAAACUAACACAAGGUGUAGUGAGUACGGUGUGCUAGCUGUCCAAACAUGUACAAAGGGAUUGAAGUUCCAUAUAAUCUUGAAUCCGUGGCCCGAUCAUGAUAGGGUGCAAGCAGUUUUUGGAAAGGUGAUAGACGGAAUGGAAACUGUUAAAAAAAUUGACAGCAUGGGAACACCAACAGGAAAACCUUCUGGAAAGGUCAUAAUUACAAACUCUGGUGAAAUUCCUGAAGAAGAUAAAAACAAGUAUGUGAUGGAGUCUGAUCAAGUCGAAAGAGAAGAACCAAGGAAGACACUUACACGAUCCAACUAUGCUUCCAAGUAUUAUCACUAUAGAAGGAAACGCUUGGCGUCAUCCAAAUCUAACUCUGAUCCGGAGAUUUAUAAAUCUCUACUGGCGAAAUUUAGAGAGGAUGCUAAAAUUUUAAAGGCACAACAAAAGAAAAAGGCGAUGGUGAUGCACUCUGAUAAAGGUUCCGAGCCCGCUGAAAAUUUUAAAGGUACGACAAAAACUAUAUCAUAUGCUCGGCUAUACAGUUAUAGCGGUCCAAAAUCAUAUAUCGGUCAAGGUGGUCAAGGCCGAAAGGAUAAAAUUAGGAAGAAACCUUCUGAUGACAUUUCUCAGGGGCGAGUAACAAAGAAACGUGUUCCAACUUCAACUGUCGGUGAUGAGAAGGAGCACCAGUUAUCUAAAUCUUUCGAGGAGGAGAUGGAAGCAUUUUUGGAUGAGGAGUUUGAAGCUAAGCUGAUGGUACAGGUUGCCAAAAUGAACUUUAAUGUUUUUGAACAUUAUGUGGAGUUUGAUAAAGGCAAACCUGCGAUGGAGUUUCAUUACUCAAAAACAAAGUACUGGUCAUCAUCAUCCACCUCUUAUUCGGGGUAUCGUUCUGGUCCGUUGAGUGGUUGUGGGAGACGGAUCGGGUCAGAUCUGCUGGUUGUUGUUGAAGUCGAGUUAAAUCGCCGGAAAGUCAUGUGGCGGCGGUUCUGGGUCAGGGCGAUUGCUGGAUGUGGCGGUGAUGUUGACUUUUCAGUUUGUUUGGGGGUUCGGAGUUGUGGUGGUGGGCAAUGGAUAGAGAGAGGGUAG